This is a messenger RNA of Lineus longissimus, 888 nucleotides long. RefSeq names its product putative nuclease HARBI1. The record is from RefSeq and is a predicted model, not a curated record. Bases 1 to 732 code for a protein of 243 amino acids. The transcript has 3 exons. Lineage: Eukaryota; Metazoa; Nemertea; Pilidiophora; Heteronemertea; Lineidae.
AUGUUAGCCCUUCGCUUCUACGCCUCAGGGUCUUUUCUCCAAAUCGUUGGAGAUUUACAGGGAUACGAUAAGGGCACAGUAAGCAAAAUUGUCGUGGCAGUUAGUAAUGCUCUGGUUGGCAUCAAAGAUGACUUUAUCAAAUGGCCCACAGAACAGGACGAGUGCAGAAAAAUUCACACAGGAUUCUAUGAAGUCAUCGGAUGCGUUGAUGGUACCCACAUUAAGAUACAGUCACCAUCAACCCCACUGUGGUUUCGUGAAAAUGGAGAAGGCCCUAAUAAACCGACCUACGAGUCUUGCUUCGUCAACCGUAAGCAGUACCACAGUAUCAACACACAGGGAAUCUGUGACCACAGAGGGAAACUUAUAAAUGUGGUAGCUCGCUGGCCUGGAGCCACACACGACUCCCACAUCUUCAAGGAGAGCGAAAUUGGACAGCACCUCUCCGAGAACAACAUGCAAGAAGGCUAUCUGUUGGGAGAUUCCGGCUAUCCUUGUAAGCCGUUUCUUUUAACCCCCUAUCUGACGCCCACAACACGUGCUGAGAAACGCUAUAACUCAGCUCAGAAGAAGACACGCAAUUCCAUCGAGCGUUGUUUUGGGGUGAUGAAGAGACGAUUUCAUUGUCUUCAUGGGGAAAUCCGAAUGCGUCCUGACAGAACAUGUAAAAUCAUCAUUGUUUGUUGUGUCCUGCACAAUAUUGCUGCCGCUGUUUGGACGUCCAAGGCGUGAACCACGACAAAGACAUGUCUACCAGUGUCCUAAUGAUGGGUUUGCUAUGCGGAAAUUUGUCACUGAACGUUUCUUCUAAUAGGCAAACUUCAAAUACACAUUCAGGGUUCACCGAGUGUAUGCAGUAAGAUUUACUUUCAAAACAAGCAUCACAGA